Molecule: messenger RNA, 798 nt
Organism: Capsella rubella
Lineage: Eukaryota; Viridiplantae; Streptophyta; Magnoliopsida; Brassicales; Brassicaceae
Product: dynein light chain LC6, flagellar outer arm
Exons: 3
Coding region: 300-584 (94 amino acids)
Biological process (GO): microtubule-based process
Cellular component (GO): dynein complex
Molecular function (GO): dynein light intermediate chain binding; dynein intermediate chain binding
Source: RefSeq, a predicted model, not a curated record
UUUUUUUUUUUUUAAAAACAGUUGUGCUCGCUCGUUCUUGCAAUUCAUUUUUGGAUUGUUAAUUCUAAUAUAUUUAUCAUUCUUGAAAUUGGUUUCAAGAAAAAGAUUUAUCAUUCUUGAAAUCAAGAACUUAGAAUCCAAGAACCCGUGAGGAAGUAGUUCAAAUUUAAACUCAGUGAAGAGAAGACGACAAAGAACAGAGAUACAAAGCUUUGCCUUGUCAUCUUGUCUCAGAAGAGAGAAUCUGAAAACACGUUUUGAGUUACUGAGAGAGGGAGAGAUAGAGAGAGAUUGAGAAGAUGUUGGAAGGCAAAGCAAUGGUGGAAGAUUCAGAUAUGCCAGUGAAGAUGCAGAUGCAAGCUAUGGCUUUUGCUUCUCAAGCUCUCGAUCUUUUUGAUGUCUCUGACUGUAAAUCCAUUGCUGGCCACAUCAAGAAGGAGUUUGAUGAGAUAUAUGGGAGUGGAUGGCAAUGUGUGGUGGGAUCAAAUUUUGGGUGUUUCUUCACACAUUCUAUAGGGACUUUUAUCUAUUUUCAAUUGGAGACACUUAAGUUCCUCAUCUUUAAAGGCGCUUCUACUCCUUAAUUAAUUCAUUACACAAACCCCCUAAUAAAUCAUUGGGGAUGUAAAAGACUUAUGAAGAUCUUAGCUUUUGUUUGAAUUCUAAUAAGUCUGUAAAUAGACUCAAUUAAGAGUGGAUGUUGUUGAUUUCAUUCAUGUGGUGAGAUCUUUCAUUUUUCUUUUUACAUGUGUUUGCUUUUGUCAUCAAUAAAAGUGGUAAUGCCCAAAGAUUUGUCUA